Molecule: messenger RNA, 2593 nt
Organism: Durio zibethinus
Lineage: Eukaryota; Viridiplantae; Streptophyta; Magnoliopsida; Malvales; Malvaceae
Product: protein ESMERALDA 1-like
Source: RefSeq, a predicted model, not a curated record
UUCCAUUAUUAUUUCCCACUCCCUUCCAAAGAGCAUGUGCACGUGCACGUGCUUUCCUCUUUCUUCUCUGUUCUAUUCACUACAAACAAAAAUACAUUUCUUCUCUCUCGCCCUUUUCCCUCUCUUUUCUUUUCUUUUCCCUUCUCUUCUCUCUCCCCUUCCCACGGAAGAGAAAAGAGAGAGAGAGAGAGAAAUAAAAAAAGAAAACGCAUACAGAGGUUUCAGCUUCCCAUAUGACGUAGUCAUCAAGAAAAAAAAGAAAUUCAACAAAAUAGAAAAAAAAACAGAGUAAUUUUUUUUUCUUUUUUUGUGUUUGUUUUUCAAAUGCACGCGAAAAAUAGGAUUCCUAGUAGCGGCCACAGCACCCCGUCACCGCCGGCAUCACCACUACGGUCACCGAGGUACCGUCACGGAAGGAAGUCGGGUCGGUCCAGCCCAUUCCAACCGGGCCCGACCAUAGCCCAUCGUCUCGCUUGGUUACUUCUCUCGGUUGUUCUUCGUCGACAAGGGAUUUUCUUCUUUGCUCCUCUCAUUUACAUCUCUGGGAUGCUUCUUUACAUGGGCACCGUUUCGUUUGAUGUGGCUCUUGUUGUUAAACACCGGCCAGCCCCCGGCUCCGUUUACCGGAGUCCCCAGGUUUAUGAGAGGCUUAAGAUUGAUAUGAAUGGCGAUAAUUCCUCUGCUGAUGCGAUUUCAAUUAUUUGGAAAAAAUCCUAUAAAGGGGGGGAGUGGAGACCUUGUGUAAACAAGUCUUCUGAAGGCUUGCCUGAAUCGAAUGGUUACAUAUAUGUUGAGGCAAAUGGAGGCUUAAAUCAGCAGAGAACAUCGAUAUGCAAUGCAGUUGCUGUGGCAGGCUAUCUUAAUGCAACACUUAUAAUCCCUUAUUUCCAUUAUCAUAGCAUAUGGCGAGAUCCCAGCAAAUUCAAAGACAUCUAUGAUGAAGAUUAUUUCAUCAGUGCCCUAAAGAAUGAUGUACGAGUUGUUGAUAAGAUUCCUGAGUUCAUAAUGGAACGAUUUGACCACAAUUUGACCAAUGUCUACAACUUCAGAAUUAAAGCAUGGUCAUCCAUUCGGUAUUAUAGGGAUGUAGUCCUGCCCAAGCUCCUCGAAGAAAAGAUUAUAAGGAUUUCUCCUUUUGCAAAUCGCUUAUCAUUUGAUGCUCCUCCAGCAGUCCAAAGACUCAGAUGCUUGGCAAAUUAUGAAGCUUUAAGGUUUUCAAGUCCAAUACUAAGCCUUGGAGAAACUUUGGUUGCAAGAAUGAAAGAGCACAGUGUGAAUAGUGGUGGCAAGUUUGUUUCUGUUCAUCUUCGCUUUGAGGAGGAUAUGGUUGCUUUCUCUUGUUGUGUAUUUGAUGGUGGGGAGCAAGAAAAAGAAGACAUGGAAAAAGCGAGGGAAAGAGGCUGGAAAGGAAAAUUUACAAAACCUGGUCGAGUUAUGCGCCCUGGGGCAAUCAGGAUUAAUGGGAAAUGCCCACUUACUCCAUUAGAGGUUGGAUUGAUGCUUAGAGGAAUGGGAUUUGAUAACAAUACAUUUAUCUUUUUGGCGUCUGGAAAAAUAUACAAUGCUGAGAAAACAAUGGCUCCGUUAUUGGAAAUGUUUCCCAACUUGCAAACAAAGGAGAUGCUGGCAUCAGAGGAAGAACUUGCUCCAUAUAAGAACUUUUCUUCCAGGAUGGCUGCUAUAGACUAUACUGUUUGCCUUCAUAGUGAGGUAUUUGUGACAACUCAAGGUGGAAAUUUUCCUCAUUUUCUGAUUGGCCAUAGGAGAUACUUGUAUGGAGGACACUCCAAGACAAUUCGACCAGACAAGCGAAAGUUGGCAUUGCUAUUUGAUAAUCCUAACAUUGGGUGGAAAAGUUUCAGGCGUCAAAUGCUGAAUAUGCGGUCUCAUAGUGACUCAAAGGGAUUUGAACUGAAAAGGCCCAAUGAUUCAAUAUAUACCUUCCCAUGCCCUGAUUGCAUGUGUCGUACAAACAAAUCAGAAGACUCAAGAUCAUCAUCGGCUACGUGAUCUGCUUGCAGAGGGAUUUUGAUGGGUGUAUCUUGUUCCUGUAAUAUGGCGAGCACAUCUUGCUUCUGACCCCCUUUUUUUCAUCUAAUUUUUUCAUUUUUUUAUCCUCUUGAUAUGGCAAGAGGGCAUACAAUUCAAUUUUGGGAGCUUGGAGGAUUUUUUCAGAGGUCACAUUUAUCUAUUGAUCUAAUUAUUUCACCGGGAUUGAGUUGAUGGGGAGCUGCAUCUUUUUGUACAUGAUGCCAGAGAACACGAAAUUGACAAUUGUGCUAUUGGAGGGGAUUACCCCAGCAUUAACUGGAGAUUGUUUCUGGAUUGCUGUAGCAGCUGCUGUAUCUAACAAGCUGUGGAUAUAACACAUUGUAUUCUUUCACACCCUGGUUUUCUGAUUUUUUGUAAAGUAGCUGCAGUUUGAAGUGUAAAAGACGGGAAGAAAUUUAGUCCAAAAUCAGGGUAUUGAUUUUUCAUGUACAAUUUUGUUCCUGGUCUUUAAUUUUUCCAAUUUCAAGAAUUUCUUAGCAAUUCUUGCUGGAUUUUUAUUCCUUGAAUCAUUUUAGUCAUGGGUCUGGAUUUAUAUUCCUUU